Molecule: messenger RNA, 3879 nt
Organism: Gadus chalcogrammus (walleye pollock)
Lineage: Eukaryota; Metazoa; Chordata; Actinopteri; Gadiformes; Gadidae
Product: rab11 family-interacting protein 3-like
Exons: 10
Coding region: 1257-3857 (866 amino acids)
Biological process (GO): regulation of cytokinesis; endocytic recycling
Cellular component (GO): midbody; recycling endosome membrane; cleavage furrow
Molecular function (GO): calcium ion binding
Source: RefSeq, a predicted model, not a curated record
UUCCUGUGAGUGCGGUCGGCUGGAGAAGGGGAGGGGAUGUGAACGCCGCCGCUGCUGAUGCUGAUGCGAGAGCGAUCUGCCUGCUGUUGUGAUCGGCCAUCACCAGUGGAUCAUCCACAGACGAUCUUUGACACACUAUUGUCGUUUUCUCCGUGGGUUUCGGCGUGUCUUGCGACCGCAUCUGCAUCGACGUUUCUUUUUUUCCGGGGGGACAGAUGCCGGAUAAAGACCUCGUUUCCCCCCUGGCCUGCCGUGUGUCCACAUACAGGUGGAUGAAUCCUGGGAGGUUUGAUCCGCUGGCGCCGCCGCACAACAACACGGAGAAAAACCCCGUCGGUUCAGAGAGCCAGUGAACAUCGUCGUUGCGUGUGGGAAUACGAGGUUGUUUUUCGAUAAAGCAAUGAUGAGGAAGAUAGGGGAGGUGGGGGCGACUGUCUGGCGUGCUAAUCCGCUAACAGGCUAAUUUGGCUAGCUAGCUAGCGUCACUGACACCGAAAAUACGGGAUGCUCGAAAAGUGCGUCGCUGCCAAAGUCACUACGUUAAAACGGAAUUAUAGGCCUGUUAAAUGCGAACAGAUUCGCGGUGAUGCUAGGUUUCGAAUCAUGACACUGGCAGCAAGGACACUUCCCGUCAGCAUCGACUUUGGAUUUAAAAUGAUGAUAACAGUUCGGAACGUUACAUAUCGAUUCUUUUUUGAUUAAGUGGUGUUUUUUUUUACGUCGCUGACUCUGUACGAAUUCUCCUCCGGUCGAUCGAAGGGUGAGACGUUAUUCGGCUGAAGCGCAAGCCUCAUUCAUCAGCCCGUCGUGUUGACAUCAGCCCGAAGGGUUUGGUAACGUCCACCGACGAGCCUGUCUGCUGUUUAGAUGCCGUUUAAAUCUCCCUGUUUGUGCUGGCAGUGUAUUAAUGCAUGUCAUAUGUUGAUUGAAAUAAUCGGUGAAUAAAGUGGAACGAGCAUCGCGUUGUUAUUUAGGUCUACCGAAACCUCUACCUGUUUAAUUGUUAUACUAGUCGGUUUGCCGAUCACCUCGCUUCCCGCUGUUAACGAACGCCACUUAAGUCGAUCGAUCUGGAAGGUCACCACCGAUCUUUAUCGGAGCUACGCAAUAAGUUUUGGUUUAGUGCACAGAAUUCCAAAAUUACAUUUGCAAUAUGCUGUGUUAACCGAAAGAGCAAUGUCGCCUUUCAAAUUAAAGAUUCUAUCUUUGAGGUAAGACGUGACGGGUCAAGUUGAACCAGACGAGAGUCCACCUGUAUGGAAGAUGUGCUCUCAGCCCCUCGAGGGCUCAGCGAGUGGCGAUCCAAACGCCCAUCUCUAGACUUUCUCACUUUAGAUUCGGACAAAGGCACAAUGUUUCCCCCAAACAACAGUGACCAGACUGGUUUGGUUUCGGUAAACAGAGACCAGGACAAUGAUUUAGGGAGCAGGAAAGAGUUUCUCCAGGAAGGUGAGGCUAACCUCGAUAACCUGUUGAGGAGUGCUGGGUAUUUCUGUGCAGAGGAUGUUAUCCAGCUACAAGGAGUCACGCACUCCUCCCCACCGCACCUCCCCAUCACAGAGAAACCAGAGGAAGCAGAAGAUAACGGCGACCGCAGCCUGUCAUGGCUCUUUGGGCCUGGCUCCCCUGACCUCCUGUGGGGCAGCUCACUGGAAGGUCUCCCACAGGAAGGGUCUGUCCAGGACCAGACCGGCCAGGGGGACGAGAUUAAUUUAAUCUCCCUCAGCGUGCCUUCCUCGCCAGGGAAGGAAGUGCCCAGGACUUCGGAGCACAGGUUAUACACGACUACUCUGUUGGAGGAUCUCCUCUCCGGGGACCUGCCGUUCUCCUCUGCCGCGCUCCUCCGCCCUCGUUGUUUGGGAGAGCACCACCCACAGGGUGUCACCCAGGAGCCAGCCGGGGAAGUGGAGGGUGGGGCCUCUCAGUCACCUGAGAGCGGAGCCCCGCCCGCGUCUGGGAACAAGACCCCUCAGAGUUCACCUGAUAUCCACCACCUGCACACUGACUGCGCGAGCACACCACAAGACAUUGCAGACGGAUCCCUGCCUUUAUUGGACUCUGAGUUUCCCGGCUGUCCAGGAAACGGCAGCCUUUCUCCCAUUGGUCCGUCCCCACUCACCUGCCCAGGUGAGCCGCUGGAUUCCCCAGAGGAAAAGUCUGAGGGCGGGCUGCCGGCACCUGCUCUCGUCGACGCACACCCAUCCCACGGCGCAGGUGAGUGUGAGUCACCUGCUCCCUGCUCGCCGGCCCCCGGCACCCCCACCGCCGCCGCCCCGCAACCCUCGGAGACGCGGCCCUCCGAUGAAGGCGUUCCGGCGGUGGACGAGCUACCUGGCGACCCAGGCUCCCCGGAGAAGGCCUGUGGGGUGGGCGUGAUGGACCAGCAGGUUGCCCCUGGACAGGAAGAUGUGGCGGCCGUCGUGGUGGAUCUGUGCUCGAAAACCGAGGAGCCGGCAUGCCCGGCCAUCGGUCCCGCCUCCCCUCUGAAUUUAACGGCUGGCGCUGACGGCGUCACUAGACCCACCACCCCGAACCAGACGGGCCCAGAGUCUGAUUCCGCAGGAUCGUCCUCUCCAGAACCUCCAGAGUGGACUAGCGGUAAAUCCCGAGAGGACCGGAGGUCUCUCGCCAAGAUCGUGGCGCCUGACUCCUUGCCCAUGGUUUCCACGGUUACCCAGAAGGAGGAGAGUGUGUCUCCACUGAAGGCGGUGUUUGAUGCGCUGGACCAAGAUGGGGACGGGUUCGUUCGGAUCGAGGAGUUUAUGGAGUUUGCUGCUGCCUAUGGCGCUGAUCAGGUGAAGGACCUGACCCGGUUCCUGGACCCGUCCGGUCUCGGGGUGAUCAGCUUCGAGGACUUCCACCGUGGGAUCAGCACCAUCGGCAGCGGGGGUCCUGAGCCCCAUCUGUACGACGCACACUACAGCCCAGGUGAUGGAGCGGUCGGUUGUCCGGAGGAGUAUGACGAGCAAAACGAGGUGACGGACAGCGCCUACCUGGGCUCGGAGAGCACCUACAGCGAGUGCGAGACGUUCACGGAUGAGGACACGGGCGCGCUGCUGCAGCCGGAGCACGAGGAGGUGGAGACGGACAGCGGCAUCGAGGCCACGCUGCACGACGCAGAGGACUCCGGGAACAGGUUCUCCCUGAACUCUGAGCUGCAGGACCUCUCCCUGGUGACGGUGAUGGGAGGAGGCGAGGAGGAGCACUUUGAGGACUUUGGGGAGAACCAUGGGGCAGAGCUCCUUGAGGGCGGGGUGGAGGAUCAGGAGGAGGGGCCUGCUGAGGAUGGUGGCCCCGGGGCCCUUCACACCCCCGAGCAGAUCACCUGCUCCUCCCUCAUCAUGUCCCCCAGCUCUGGCAAGCGACUCUCCAGCAAGAAGGUGGCAAGGCACCUGCUCCAGAACAGCUCGAUGACGCUGGACACCGUGAGCGACCUGACGCGAGACAUCCUGGAGCUCGCCGAUAACGACAUCACUGACAAGGUGCUGCUGUUGGAGCGGCGCGUGGCGGAGCUGGAGAAGGAGUCUGACGCGUCGGGGGAGGUGCACGCCCGGCUGCGGCAGGAGAACCUGCAGCUGGUGCACCGCGCCAACGCCCUGGAGGAGCAGCUGAAGGAGCAGGAGGUGUACGCCGAGGAGUGCCUGGAGCAGGAGGAGCGCCGCCACAAGGAGGCGCUCGCCAAGAUGGAGCGGGACCUGGGGCUGGAGCUGGAGAACCUGCAGACCAGGAUGCAGCAGCUGGAUGAGGAGAACAGUGAGCUGAGGUCAUGUGUUCCCUGCCUGAGAGCCAACAUAGAGAGACUGGAGGAGGAGAAGCAGAGGAGUCAGGACGAGCUGGAGGAGGUGCGGAGCGGCUGAUCGAGGAGCAGGAGACGCGCAG